Messenger RNA from Saitoella complicata NRRL Y-17804, 324 nucleotides. RefSeq lists its product as uncharacterized. Lineage: Eukaryota; Fungi; Ascomycota; Saitoellomycetes; Saitoellales; Saitoellaceae. The coding region runs from base 1 to 324 and encodes 107 amino acids. The transcript has 3 exons. The record is from RefSeq and is a predicted model, not a curated record.
AUGGCCCCCGCAACGGCUGCGAACACCAAGCUGUCACCACCCUUGUCUUCCUUAUCCUCCAUCCUCACAGCAUCCUCCCACGCCCACGCCCACCCCAACCCCAUAAGCUUCGACUCCACCCCCUCCACGAAACUCGAUCUGCGGAAACUGCAUUCAGCACUUGCCGCGAACGAGCAAAAGAUGGUGCAGACUCAGAAGACGCUUGAAGGGUUGUUUUUGACGUCGAAUCGGUUGAGGGUUGGGGUUGAGGUGUCGAGGGGUGCGUUGCAGGGGGUUGUGCCGAGGGUUAGGUCGGCGGUUGAGCCUUAUACCGUGAGGAAUUGA